Molecule: messenger RNA, 2007 nt
Organism: Perca fluviatilis (European perch)
Lineage: Eukaryota; Metazoa; Chordata; Actinopteri; Perciformes; Percidae
Gene: rnf168
Product: ring finger protein 168
Exons: 8
Coding region: 303-1568 (421 amino acids)
Biological process (GO): double-strand break repair
Cellular component (GO): site of double-strand break; nucleus
Molecular function (GO): nucleosome binding; ubiquitin-protein transferase activity; metal ion binding
Source: RefSeq, a predicted model, not a curated record
GUGUUAACAGUUCAUUCACGCGGGUGUUCAGUAGCAGUAGUCUCCGGUGAAUCUCCGGUAAAGUUUACGGUUAGCUGUUAGCAGGAAUGUGCUAACUGUUAGCCAUACACAGUCAGUGCAGUUUACACUGUUAGCUAACGGGUAGCUAACGGUUAGCUAGGCCUGUCGCGGUUUGACGUUAGCCAGGGAGCUAACUUGACUUGUUGUUAGCUAACUUAACUUUAGCAUCAACGUCUGUUUACCCCAGUACAGGCUGAUCAGCUGACUCUCCGUGCCCACCACAGAAGAAGAAGAGGAAGAGGAUGGUGUCAGACAGAGGAGGGGGGAGGAAGAGAGGGGGGGCGGCUGAGCUGUCCCGGGACGACUGUCUCUGUCCCGUCUGUCUGGAGAUCUUCAUGGAGCCGGUUACUCUGCCCUGCACACACUCCUUCUGCAAGGUCUGUUUCCUGGAGUCCGUGGACAAGGCCACCCUGUGCUGUCCCCUGUGCAGGAAGAGGGUCUCUACGUGGGCUCGUCUCCACAGCCGGACCAACACGCUGGUGGACCAGAACCUCUGGACCAGGAUCCAGACCGCCUUCCCUCUGCAGUGUCAGCGGAGGCUCAACGGCCAGGACGCAGAGCCAGACGGACCUGGAGUAUCAGUGUGUUUCCCCAGAGUGAGUGAGCCUGGAGAGCUGAAGCAGGAAUACGAGGAACAGGUCACUAAACUGACGGAGGAGAAGAGAGCUCUAGACGAGGAGGAGGCCAGGGCCAGCCAGGAGUUGAUCCAGAAGCUUCUGGCUGAGGAGCAGAAGAUGGUCCAGGAGGAGAUGAAGAGGAGAGAGGAGGACGAGAGGCUGGCUCGCCUGCUCAGCUCUCAGCUGAACUCCGGUCCGGUCUCUCAGGAGAACUCUGGUCCUGUUAACGCCACUCCAGCCAAGAAGAGGAAGAAGGAGGUCAGCGGACAGAUGGACCGGUUCUUGUGUCCUCUUCCAUCUAACAGCAUGUUUACAGCCAACAAGGUGGAUCAGCCCCUCCCCAAACUGGAUUACUACGGCGCUGUGACAGAGCCCCCCUCUCACAGACCAGCCCCUCCUCCUCUCUCUGUGGAGGAGGACCUUCAGCUGCCUGCAGCAGGACGGCCGGGGUCCAAGAGGAAGAGCUCGGAGCUGGAGGCGGUCUGUCCCUCUUCCUCCUCCUCGGCCCUGCAGGAGGUGUCAGAGGGGGGGCUGUCAGACUGGGGGGUCAGACUGGGAGGUGCAGCUCCAGAGCAGACGGCUGCAGGAGGAGCAGGACCGGCAGCUGGCCCUGCAGCUCCAGAAACAGCUGGACCAGGAGGAGAAACGGAGGGCUACGAACCGAAGCAAAGGCUCCUCAGACCAGUACCUGCUCCGCCCAAACCUCUGCAGACAGACCUCCUCCAGUGCCUCAGCCACCACCCGUACAGCCUCCUCCACCCCUUCAUCUGCAAAGACUACAACCUCUGCAAAGACUACAACAUCUGCAAAGACUACAAACUCUGCAAAGACUACAACCUAUGUAAAGACUACAGCGUCCAGCAGCCCCAGCAGCAGCAGCAGAGGCAGUAAACAGACGACUCUGACGGAGAUGUUCUCCAGCAGCUGAACUCUGACAGACCUCGUUAAAGCUGCUUUCAUUUCCUUUUAGUUCCCCUGGAGACGCUACAUGGCCAGCUGAUGGAGCAGCCUGGUCCUGGUCCUGGUCCAGAGCCCCUCGGGGGUCAGACCGGCCCACAUGUCUGUGUGGACCAGGAUUCAGACAGUGCUCCUACUGAUCUUUGAGGACACGUUGGGUCUCACCAGGAAUCUGGUUUAGUUUCAGGGUCCCCCCGUCUGUAAACUUGUUUUAAAUAAAGUUUUGGGGCCGUCAGACUUUACGGAGAAUCUUAAUUUUCGGGACUUCUUCAGGGGACCCAAACUAAUCACUUUGUUAAUCAAAAGUAUUUCUGAAUUCAUUUUCAAAAUAUCUGAUUUUUUUUUAUGAAAAUAAACCCUUUUUUUCUAAAUA